Nannospalax galili (Upper Galilee mountains blind mole rat) is the source of this 819-nucleotide messenger RNA. RefSeq names its product protein transport protein sec31-like. The transcript has 3 exons. Bases 1 to 819 code for a protein of 272 amino acids. The record is from RefSeq and is a predicted model, not a curated record. Lineage: Eukaryota; Metazoa; Chordata; Mammalia; Rodentia; Spalacidae.
AUGACGCGCACGCACGGCAUGUACCCCAGACCCGGAGUAUAUAUUUGUCCAGAAACGAGUUUUCGCAACUGCUGGUUGCACCAAAUUCGCCACGGUAAUGGAACAUUAAAAUACACGCGGAAUAGGGAUGUCCUGGCAAAGAGCGCGUGCAUCUCUCUGACCAAAUGUAACGCCCUCCGGACUCUCGGCAGGGCCGCCUUGAGUCCGGGCGCCCCAGGGCGCCGCCCGACGCGCGGAAGCCACAAGUUGGACCACAAAGAGCCCGCAGCACUAGCAGCCCCCAAGGCUGCGGGCCUGCCCACCCUGUGUGCAAGGUACGCUGGAAGCCUGCAGCCGCGGCGCUCGCAAUGCAGCUCCUCACCCGACUCUCGCCAGGCACCAGCGCAAGGCGGCCGGAGUGCGGAGCACCAUGUGAUGCGGCCUCAGCUCGUCCCUCUUCCCCAUCCAAGCAUCUCUCCAGGAGCCUCCGGAAGGCUGGACGGGAAGGUCCCCCCCAAGGUCACCCGGCUCCGCGACCCGAAAGUGCCGCAGCCCAGCGGACGGCACCUGACCACGGGGCCCGCGGCUCGCAUAGAGAACCCGCACGCCUCAAGGUCCCCUUCACCCACGCCGCGGUCGGGGGGCCACACGGCCGCGCGCGCCCAGGAUGCCCUCUGCCGGGCCGCUCCCUCCACCCGGGGGACGAAGGUUUCCGCGCGCCCGCCGGGUUCCCCCGACCCCACGAGGGCACCAAGGGCACUGCGGAGUCCACGCCGCGCGCUGCCGCCUCAGCCGCCCACUAACCGUUAUGCGCGGCUCGCGGCGCCCGCGUGUGCGUGA